Molecule: messenger RNA, 1932 nt
Organism: Pygocentrus nattereri (red-bellied piranha)
Lineage: Eukaryota; Metazoa; Chordata; Actinopteri; Characiformes; Serrasalmidae
Gene: rbpms2a
Product: RNA binding protein, mRNA processing factor 2a
Exons: 8
Coding region: 453-1067 (204 amino acids)
Biological process (GO): negative regulation of smooth muscle cell differentiation
Molecular function (GO): protein homodimerization activity; mRNA binding
Source: RefSeq, a predicted model, not a curated record
GGAGCGAUCAGCGAAUGAGGAGACAGAGGAGCUCCGCUCAUCUCCACCUUUAAACCUGACCUGGGUCCCUCUUUACCUCUCUCAGUUCAGUUUAACUCAAAACGAGCUUGAUGUGAGGAACAAAAGAAAAUUAAAAAAAAAAAAAUCACUUCUUUUUUCCCUUCUCUCACCCUCACAGUGCACCUCUCCACUACAUCACCUUUAGUUUUUUUGCUUUUUUUUGCUUUUUCUUUUUUUUAUUUUUAAUGGUACCUCCUUGGAUACUUGGCUUAAAGCACGGCUUCACCUGGGCACAUCUUUUCUGAAGUCUCACCAAAAAACGGCACCAAGAUUUCUUCUGCAACUUUAACGCACAUCAGGGAAACAAAAUCCACCGACAGGGAAAAGCAAAACAGAAAAGUUGUUUUUUUUCUUCUUUUUUCGCUCUCACAAAGAAGCGUUAAAGUUACACAAUGAGUCUCAAAUCAGAUUCUGAGCCGAACAACAAUGUAUCAUUAGAGGAGGAGGUACGAACACUUUUUGUCAGUGGCCUGCCUGUAGACAUCAAGCCACGGGAGCUGUACCUGCUGUUCAGGCCAUUCAAGGGAUAUGAAGGCUCACUCAUAAAACUAACCUCAAAGCAGCCUGUUGGCUUUGUUACCUUUGACAGCAGGUCUGGCGCUGAAGCAGCGAAAAAUGCAUUAAAUGGAAUCCGUUUUGACCCGGAGAACCCUCAGACACUGCGUCUGGAGUUUGCCAAGGCCAACACCAAGAUGGCAAAGAGUAAACUGAUGGCCACGCCAAACCCCUCAAGCCUGCACCCAGCUCUUGGGGCUCACUUCAUUGCACGGGACCCAUAUGACCUGACUGGUGCAGCACUGAUCCCAGCAUCCCCGGAGGCAUGGGCUCCGUACCCUCUCUACACCACUGAGCUGACCCCUGGCCUGCCCCAUGCAGCAUUCACCUACCCCGCAGCCGCUGCAGCCGCCGCCGCCCUGCACGCCCAGGUGAGGGACCAACCGAUGCGCUGGUACCCCUCACCAUCUGACACCUCACAGCCCGGGUGGAAAUCCCGCCAGUUCUGUUAAGUAUUUAACGCCAGUCAGUACCUGAAGGUUUUUUCUUUUUCCUCCUUCUCUCUCCAUGGGGAGCAAAGGCAUACUGGGCUCAACAUUUAAUUUAAUCAGGUUUAUUUAACAGAUGCAAAGAGCAUUUAAAAGGACUUUACUUUUCUGGAGAAAACUCUUCUCUGAAGGACUCUGAACAGGACAAGACAGGAUGGUUAUCCACAGCUGGGGCCUCAUGGCCUAAUGGUACACACUCCGCGUUUUCAAAGCCAAACAUGUGAUGAGCCGAUCAUGUGCAAGUUUAAACACUCUAGCUGCUCUCUUAUUGGUUGUGUGUGUUCGGAGGGAGGGGUUAAUCAUUAUGCAUGUUGAAGUAUAGUAUAUGGCAUGAAAAUUAGAAUGCAAAGUUGUGUGUCUGUUUUGGUUUCUCUUUAUUCCUUGUGUUGCCAUUGUGAAAAUACUUGGUCAACUCCCUUUAGCUUUUUUCGAUAUCCUAGUCUAGCUUCUGUGAAGAUCUUUGCGCUUGACUUGCUUUUUACAUGUAUGGUGUUACUUGCAAAGUAGAGGCCAACUUCUUGUUACUAUCAAGUCUUGUUUGUUUUUCGUGUGUUCAGAAUGAAUUUCCAUAUGCACUGGGUUUUUUUUUUUUUUUAUCUUUUAUGAUCUUGACUGUAAGCUUGUCUAAGAUGGGCAAGUCCUUCUGAGACCCUUCUCCUCCAGACCUUGAACGCCUCGCCCUUGAACGACCCGAUCUGCCAAAAUACCGGUAUCUGUGUUUUGUUUAGAGUAUAUUUGAACAAAAAAAAGUACAAGUAUUUUUGUACAUUUGUGUAAUAAUGGAUAUUUAUGCAUUUUUGUGCAAUUAAAUAAGUAUAUCUGUAUAAGA